AUGUCGCGUGGUGGGGUUUCAGCUGGAUACAUGUGAGAAAGGGCAGUGGGCGAACGGAGGGAAAACGUGACUGUUGGCAAGUAUAGUAGAAACAGUCACGAAGUUGAUCUCUAAAUAUCAUCCAUCUCUCUCUCUCUCUUCCUCUUUCUUUCUCUCUCAAAUUGUUGCAUGUCCAGUUCCUGAUGCUUCUUCUUCUUGUUCGGCGCCUUCUUCGUUCCUGCCACUCCACGACAAGCAGGUCAGCUCCCUAUUUGUUCUUGCCCCUCUCCCAGAGAUGUUUGCAUCCUUCUCCGUCUGCAGCCAGCCGAAGGAGGAUCCUUGACCAGACACAAAAUGGUUUUUUUUAACGAUUUCAUCGAAACCUCGCGUCUGACCCCGCCCUCAAUUUCUCUAAUUCUCUGACCAUCUCGUCUCGUUUCAAAUAUAUAUCCUCGUCAUCAUUAUCGUUUUCGAUACAUCAGUUUCUUCCGCUUGCAGUCGAACAAUGGCCUCAUUCCCGCACUUUGGAACCGCUGCCAUCCACGUCGGACAAGAGCCCGAGCAAUGGGACAUGAACCAGGUGAGAGAGAGUGCAAGGAGGACAUGGACUAGUGAUUGGUUGGUUGCAGGUGGUCCCGCCAAUCAGUCUGUCCUCCACUUACAAGCAAGACCAGCCCGGAGAGCCAAGGGACACGACUAUUCGCGAGCCGGAAACCCGACCAGAGAUGUUCUCCAGAAGAAUCUGGCCGCCCUCGAAGACGCCAAGCACUGCCAGGUCUUCUCCUCAGGACUCGCCGCCUCCUCGGCCGUCAUUAACCUUCUGAAGGUCGGAGAUCACAUCGUCUGCUCUGACGACGUCUACGGAGGAACCCAGAGAUACAUCCGCAAGGUUUCCGUUCCGAACCACGGACUCGAGGUCGAUUUCGUUGAUCUGACCAAGAUCGAAAGACUGGAGAAAGCCAUCAAGCCAACACGAAGAUCAUCUGGUUCGAAUCGCCGUCGAACCCACUUCUGAAGGUCGUCGACAUCGCGGCUGUCGUGCAGAUUGCCAAGAAGCCAAUCCAGAGAUCUUUGUGGUUGUGGACAACACUUUCAUGUCUCCGUACUUCCAAAGACCGAUCUCCCUCGGCGCCGACAUUGUCGUCCACUCCAUCACCAAGUACAUCAACGGACACUCCGACGUCGUUAUGGGAGCCGUUGUCACUGACAACGACGAAGUCCAGCAGCAUCUGUUCUUCAUGCAGCUCGGUAAGAUCCUUCCCAUUUCCGUCAGGCCCCCUCAUUCCGAUUCUUUCAGCCGUCGGAGCCGUUCCUUCGCCAUUCGACUGCUUCCUCGUCAACCGCGGACUCAAGACCCUCCACAUCAGAAUGAAGGCUCACUACGAGAACGCGUUGGCCAUCGCCAAGUAUCUGGAAGUGAAUGACCGCGUCGAAUCGGUGCUCUACCCGGCCCUCGAGUCGCAUCCUCAACACGAAGUGCACGAGAAGCAGACGAAGGGAAUGUCCGGAAUGAUCUCGUUUUAUCUGAAGGGAGAGCUCCAGGAGAGUCGGUCCUUCCUGUCGGCACUCAAAGUUUUCACGCUCGCCGAGUCGCUCGGAGGAUACGAGUCGCUCGCCGAGUUGCCGGCAAUCAUGACCCACGCCUCCGUGCCCGCCGAGACUCGUGCCGAACUCGGAAUCACCGACAACCUCAUCCGCAUUUCCGUCGGAAUCGAAGACCUCGACGACCUGGUCGCCGAUCUGGAUCAGGCCCUGAAGGUCGCCAUUCCGAAGGUCUAA
Caenorhabditis sp. 36 PRJEB53466 is the source of this 1758-nucleotide messenger RNA. The record is from the annotation of a GenBank genome assembly. Lineage: Eukaryota; Metazoa; Nematoda; Chromadorea; Rhabditida; Rhabditidae.